Molecule: messenger RNA, 484 nt
Organism: Phragmites australis (common reed)
Lineage: Eukaryota; Viridiplantae; Streptophyta; Magnoliopsida; Poales; Poaceae
Product: phytosulfokines 1-like
Exons: 2
Coding region: 87-377 (96 amino acids)
Source: RefSeq, a predicted model, not a curated record
CUGAGAGAAGAAACAAAGGCAGGCAGGAUUGCAGGAAGGAGAUCAGAUCAGAGCAACCAGCGACAGUUCUUUCUUUGGCCGAAACAAUGAUGCACGCAGGAAGAAGGGCCAUGGCACUGGUCUGUCUUCUCUUCCUGGCUCUGCUGCUGGUCCAGGACGUUCAGUCCAGGAAGCUCUUGUGGACGGUGCAGGAGAAGCAAAGCCAUGAUAGCUUUGGCAGCCAUGGCACUGGCACACCCACCUCAGCCGCGGAACCAUGCAGUGGCGGGGGAGGGAGCACAGGCAGUGCAGACGAGGGCCAGGCGCAUUGUGAUACGGCGAAAUGGGCAGAACUCCAUACGGAUUACAUCUACACCCAAGAUGUCAAACACCCAUAAAUUGUUCGCUAGUAGCUCAUAUUUAAUUUCUUGGAGUAUUUUCUUCUUUCAGUUUUGUUUAGGAAUGUUCACUGUUCAGUGUACGGUGUAUAAUUAGCCAGUAACUA